CUUGCUUUUUUGAUGUUUGCCUCUGAUGGAAACUAGUCUCUGCCCAGCUUCUUUGUUUUCCAGUCUGAGUCUUGGGAAUUUCGCUGUGCAUGACACUCCAAUUCUAGUAUAGCUUAAACAUUCAGUGGGUUUGAUCACAGGAAAAUAGGCAUGCGCAGUAGCUUUUUAGGGGUUCUUGCAUCUCUUCUUUGUAAACUAAAUUCGACUCUGUUGCUAUACACAUCUUCGUGUUUUCAUAUGUCACAUGCAAAAAUACGACAGAAACUGAGUUCUGGAGUGUGUGUUUCCUUGUUGCAAUCAUUCACGAGGUCUUUGCUUUCCAUUCGAUAUGAGCUGAACCUAUAAUAAUUUGUGAAGAAAAUCUAUCAGCGAGCUGUCCUAUGGUAGAUGGGGACUAGUUUAUUCCUUCUUAACUUUUCUGGCGAAGUACGCUGCAACGAAACUAAUCAAGAGAGCUAGCGACGGGGAUGGGAUGAGCUUAACUACUAUCAACCCCGAAAACAAUAAUGCUAUAUGGAUUAAACAUGAGCUUCGACAGGGAAUAAUAGUCUCGGAGUGAAGUUAUGAAAUGCGGCCACAAAAGCUUAAAUCCCAAAAAUAAUCAUCUGCACUGAAAACUUCUGAAGACUCGUUGGGGGGUGGAAUCUUGCCUACAAGCUAGCUGAAAUGGUAUAGAACAAUUCUGCCUGACAGGCCGUUGCUGGAAAAUCUGUGUAUUCAAAACUUUUUUAAGUGAUGCAUGGACGGAAUGCCCUACAAAGAGAUCAUCCGGCAGUUAAAGUGGUUUCAAGUCAACGAUUACCAUAGGCUUGACUAUCUCAGCAAACAAAACAACUUACUGUUGUUCAAUACUGCAAGUUUUACAGUAUGUUUCAGGUUUCUAACUAACCACCAACCUUUGAGCUGGUGGCCACCACCUAGCCAUUAAGGCCACCAAAAAUGUCACAUUUAAGUGGUUUGCUUCAAAAAUUCAGCGGGUGUGCAGUGCAUCCGUCUGAUCCGGUGGUGGUUCAGUCCUCUCCGGAUUAUCCCUGGGCCUCCUUAAGUCCGCCCCCUCCCCCUUAGUGUAAGAUAGAUUAGGUUAUACAACAGUUGUCGUAUCCGAAAAAAAAAAAAAAAUCAGGUUUCCAACUCCGGUGGGGAAGGGGCCUGACUGUGAACAAACUGGAUGAUAUCUCAGGACAAAGAGUUAAGGAUGAAAGGCACAUAAUUUGCCAGGGAAAGUUGCCAUUCAAAUUAUUUUCACAAUCAAAUUCAAAGCAAAAUUACGUUUAUUGAAAUGCUCAUUCCCUCUAAAAGAUUCAGCUUUUGCAGUUGCCCUUGACCCUUAUCUUCAGAAUGCUGCUAGUUCUCCAAGCUUGAAAAAGUUAGUACGUGGUAACAACAGAAAAGAAGAAAGGCGAAAACUGAAAAAACGCAAAAAACUGGACCGGUAUUUAAGGGGGGAAAUUGCUGAUAUAAUAAACUCGGAAGGCCAAAGGUCAACUUGCUCAUAAUUACAAGGAGGUUCAUUCUAAUUACGCCCGGAGUUGAUUGAUGAUUGGUUGUUCGUUAAAAAAAAAAAAGAAAAAAAGAUUGGUUGUCCGAAAACAUUAAAACAUUAAUCAGCGAUCCCUCCAGUUCCAGAAUCUGCAAGUGAAAAGUUUAACGGAGGGGAUGAAAUUCUUCUUUACGUUGAGUUCCACUUCCAUCCAUGUAUAGCUGAAUUAGAACAGUUUGAACCCAAAUGCUUGUGGAGGACGAUUAACAUUUUAUUAGCCAUUACUAAACGAUGCGCACGGGAUAGUAAUCAUCUUAUGUCCUGUGUAGUUUGAUAGAAAGCCAGGAAAAGGGUGCCACAAGCAAAGCAAAACUCAUGGCCAUUUCAUGCACCCCUGCUAUCAACAACCUUCCACUUAACCGCCACCCAACUCCUGUUUCCAUAACUGUCAAUAACGAACGUUACUUAGCAGACCACCCUCUACUCUUACAGCUGGACCGAUGCUCCGACUCUACACAGCUCAAGCAAAUUCACGCUCGAAUGCUACGAAUCGGGCUCUUUUCCGACCCUUAUUCGGCCAGCAAGCUCAUCCAGGUCGCAGCUUUCUCGGAAGUCUCAAGCAUCCAGUAUGCCCAGAAAGUGUUUGAUCAAAUUCCCCGCCCAAAUCUUUACUCUUGGAACGCCCUCAUUCGCUCCUAUGCUUCCAGUCAAGAACCCGUUAAUGCCCUUUUGAUCUUUAUCAAAAUGCUUCAUGGGAGUGAUGAAUUGCCUAAUAAAUUUACGUUUCCUUUUCUGAUCAAAGCCUCUGCACUGCUUUCAGCUCUGUCGGUUGGAAAAGGGCUCCACGGGAUGGUGCUCAAAUCGGAGUUUGGGUCUGACUUGUUUGUUCUUAAUUCUUUGAUCCAUUUCUAUGGUGAAUGCGGGUGUUUCGAUAUGGCGUACCGGGUUUUCAUGAGCAUGCCCAAAAGGGACGUUGUUUCUUGGAAUUCAAUGAUCGUCGGGCUUGCACAAGGCGGUUAUGCUGAAGAGUCAUUGGACUUGUUCUUCAGGAUGGAGGGAGAAAAUGUGAGGCCCAAUGACGUCACCAUGAUAGGAGUCCUGUCAGCUUGCGCAAAGAAUUUAGACUUGGAGCUCGGGAGGUCCAUGCAUUUGUAUAUUAGGAGAAAUGGGAUUAAGGAGAGUUUGGUAUUAAAUAAUGCAAUUCUUGACAUGUAUGUAAAGUGUGGGAGUAUGGAGGAUGCAAAAAGAUUGUUUGACAAGAUGGGGGUUAAGGACAUUAUUUCAUGGACAACUAUGCUUGUCGGGUACACGAAGGUGGGGGAUUUUAGUGCUGCUAGGAGUCUAUUUGAUACAAUGCCUUGCCAAGAUAUUGCUGCAUGGAAUGCUCUUAUCUCGGCUUAUGAGCAGAAUGGUAAUCCUAAGGAGGCAUUGGCUACUUUCAAUGAAUUGCAGCUCAGAAAGGAGGCUAAACCUGAUGCAGUUACACUUGUUUGUGUGCUGUCAGCAUGUGCUCAGUUGGGGGCAAUCGAUUUAGGGGGCUGGAUUCAUGUAUACAUCAAUAAACAUGAUAUUAAUUUAAAUUGUCAUCUCACUACUGCAUUGAUUGACAUGUAUUCUAAGUGUGGGGAUUUGGAGAAGGCACUUGAAGUAUUUCAUUCUGUGGACAAUAGAGAUGUUUUUGUAUGGAGUGCCAUGAUUGCUGGCUUCGCAAUGCAUGGGCGUGGAAGGGAAGCAAUAGGUCUUUUCUUGAAAAUGCAAGAAGCUAAGGUCAAGCCUAAUUCUGUUACUUUUACCAACUUAUUAAGUGCUUGCAGUCACUCGGGGCUGGUGGAUUCUGGAAGGGGCAUUUUCAAUCAAAUGGAGUCAGUUUUUGGGGUUGUGCCUGGGGUCCAGCACUAUGCUUGCCUGGUUGAUAUUCUUGGUCGUGCAGGUAACUUGGAAGAAGCACUUGAUGUAAUUGACAAUAUGCCCAUUUCCGCUGGGGCAUCAGUGUGGGGGGCUCUGCUGGGUGCGUGCAGGCUUCAUGGAAACAUAGACAUAGGUGAACGGGCUUGUAGCAAUUUGCUUGAAUUAGAGCCUCAAAAUGAUGGAGCCUAUGUGCUUUUAUCUAAUAUUUAUGCUAAAUCAGGUAGAUGGGACAAAGUUUCAGAAUUAAGGAAGCUUAUGAGAAACUCUGGAAUAAAGAAGGAACCCGGUUGCAGCUUAAUUGAGGUGGAUGGCAAUGUUCAUGAAUUUCUUGUUGGAGAUAAUACUCACCCUCUUUCAAAGAAUAUCUACCUGAAAUUGGAUGAGAUUGCGACUAGAUUGACAUCUGUUGGUUAUGUGCCAAUGAAAUCCCAGCUGCUGCAACUUGUUGAAGAAGAACAUGUGCAAGAGCAGGCAUUAUAUCUUCACAGCGAGAAGUUGGCUAUGGCGUUUGGACUUAUUAGUAUAAGCCCAUCCCAACCAAUUCGAAUUGUAAAGAAUCUCCGUAUCUGUGGUGACUGCCAUGCUGCUGCUAAGCUGAUAUCAAAGCUUUAUAAUAGAGAAAUAGUAUUGAGAGACUGUUACCGGUUUCAUCACUUUAAAGGAGGCUCUUGUUCAUGCAUGGAUUACUGGUAAAUUCUGGAAUGCUGGCCUGCAAAAGAUUCUUAUGCGGGACUCCUAUCAACUGGUAAAAAUGCAGAGAAAAUUUCCAGGAGGCAUGGCACCAAGAGCGACUUCACUUAUCUGGGACUUAAAACUCCAUUAGUGCAAAUUUGUCUGUGUCAUUUGACACAAGCAUAGCAGAUGAAAUAUAUGUUAAAAAUCCAAAGAUGAUCAACAUGCGAAUGAUGGAACAUGGCGCUAAUCCAGUUUACAUGCCUAAAUGUAAUUUUGGCGUUGGAAGCUCAAUUUGGAAGGAAAAGGUUGCUGAGCAUGCUUUGUCGUGGUAGUCAGGUUGUUGCAGAAACUGGUGACAAAUUAUUUGAUUUCAGAAGCCAAGUUUCUGUGAUAAUGAGUGGACAAGUGGAACUGAUGGUAUUGAAUGCAUGCUAUCAAAUGGAUUGGAGCUUGACCGACUGCUAAUGGUUGCAUCAGGAAUUUGCCAGACCCGUUUUCUUUGAAAAUUGUCGGGCAUGUCCUAGUGCACGUAGUAGCGCACAAAAUAUUUGGUUGGUCAUAGACUACUGGUAUGUGGAUGGCCAGAAUAUACUUUGAUUGUAGUAAACACUACUCCUGUAUUACAUCUAGAUUACCAGUAUUGGUGGAUAUAUGUAUCCAGAUCUUGAAAUUUCAGGCGAA
Molecule: messenger RNA, 4744 nt
Organism: Coffea arabica (coffee)
Lineage: Eukaryota; Viridiplantae; Streptophyta; Magnoliopsida; Gentianales; Rubiaceae
Product: pentatricopeptide repeat-containing protein At2g29760, chloroplastic
Biological process (GO): RNA modification
Molecular function (GO): zinc ion binding; RNA binding; protein binding
Source: RefSeq, a predicted model, not a curated record